AUGGCGUGCGUGACAACGUUUAGGCGGUGCCUACACGAAAGUCACAUCGAAAUCACCCAGGAACCUUGUAAUGGCCCUAGACCCCUAGGCCCUUACCAUUUAAACGGCACCCUCCCUCGUUUACCCCACUCGGGGGCCGCGGGGGCCGCCGGGGGCAUCCCCGCAUUUGCCAGCCUGCGCGCCCCCCCCCGGUUGCACUCCCCCCCAGAGCCCCCCGAGUCAGCUGCGGGUGGGCCGGCCCCCCUUUGCCCUCGGACGGGACUGCGAGCUGCGCACGGCCUCUUUUGGGCCACCAGAGGCCCCCCCCCACAUCCCCAGAGCCUCCUGCCCCCGAAGCAGUCCCCGGCUCGCCCCCAUCGGAGCCACCCCCCUUCGCUCCGGCCCCCCCCACCGGAUAGAAAGCCAGGGAAAAGAGAACCGAUGGGCUCCCCCCCUUCCAGCGCCCCCCCGGGCAAGCCCCCCUUCCCCAGGGCCCCUUCAGAAGUCCCACGGGCAGCCCCGGUCCUCUCCCGGCCCCACUCCUCCCCGAACCCCCAAAACCGCCUUUACGCCGUGAGGCGCCCGCGUUUCCCCCCAGAUUUCGUGCGCCAGGAGAUCCUUCAAGGGGGGCCGUCGGCCAAGGGUGAGGAGCCGCAGGGGACAGCGUCCCGUGCCAGCAGCCCCAGCAAGAGAUAA
Penaeus monodon (black tiger shrimp) is the source of this 675-nucleotide messenger RNA. Its product is annotated as basic proline-rich protein-like. The record is from RefSeq and is a predicted model, not a curated record. The coding region runs from base 1 to 675 and encodes 224 amino acids. The transcript has 2 exons. NCBI's taxonomy places the organism in Eukaryota, Metazoa, Arthropoda, Malacostraca, Decapoda, Penaeidae.